AUGUGAAUAAAAAUAUGUGAGGGGUCGCAGCUUGGCCGGCUCCAGCGCCUUGGCCAGCACCCGGCACGUUGCGGCGCCUCCUGCGUGCAAUUGCUGGGCGUCUGGCGCAUGCGCCGUCGUUGCGCGACGCCUUCGAGUCGCAACCAUGCCCAGGGAUGUCGUGACGACGCGUUGGGUGCGCUUCGGCUGGGCGAGAGCGUCCACGUCCGCAGCGUCGAGAUUGGCCGCAUCGUCAGCAUCGUGUCGUUCAGCGACCUCGACGCCGCCGCGAAGCGCGCUGUGCCGUCGGCGCAGAAGAGCGCUGCCAGCGGCGACGACGACUUCGUCCUCGUCGAGCCGUACGCGACGUCGAAGUCGCAGCCGCCACACUUGGACCUCACGCACACGCGGACGGAAGUGGCCUCCAGUGACGUCGAGGCCGUCGUCCUCGUCGUCUACGAGGACCACGGCGUGUCGCUGCCCCUCGAGGGCGUCAUCGGUCUCGUUUACGGCAAGUCAGUCGGCGCGAUCUCGUGGCCGAGCGUGCCCGAGGGCUCGCUCACGCAUCUGGCCUUGGGCUUACGCGUCGAGCUGCACGCCGUCGGUUUCGGCAUCCUCUCGGAGGGUGGCAGCGACAAGAAGAACGGCAUCGGGUGCAGCGCAGCGACAAUCGGCAUGACGAACACGGAUUUCGCGAUCCUGUCGCGCCUGUUCAAUGCGACAGGCGCGCCGCCAACGGCUCGCCCGUCGACGACAGGCAAGAUAUCGUGGGCGAUGCGCCCGAGCGACGUGACCUUCGUGAAGCGCACGGGGUCCUCGUCGACAACGACGCUCUCCUUUGUGACGCGGGCUCAGCUCGCCGGCGUCUAGCGGGUCAUUGGCAGGCUCUGGACCAUCGCCGUCAGACUAGGAGAUGCUGAACUCGCGGAACCGCAUGGAGGUGGGGCUGGAGGACCCGCUGCGCGCCGGCGACGCAGAGCGCUGCGUCAUCUCGUCGUUGCACUUUGUCGUGCCGCCCGAAAAGAACGGGGGGGAGGAGGACGACGACGACGACGCGAGGAGAACGACGACGACGACGACGACGACGGCGAGGACCCAUCCAGCGAGGACCCGUCCGUCGAGAAAGAGGCCGACGCGCCUGAGCCGACCAGGGUGACGAUGCGACCUGAAUCCCCCCCCCCCGGCCUGGAAUUUUCUGUCCGUGAACUUGAAUAAUCCGGAUCGGCUGGUCCUCCAUACCGGUCGCAAGCAUCCCAGUGGCUCAAGGACUCAGCGAGGAGACUCAAGGGCAUCCCAGUGGUUCACGUCAUCAGGGCCAAGCCCUGCAAAAUAUGAUAACCACAGCUAAAGCUU
Aureococcus anophagefferens is the source of this 1332-nucleotide messenger RNA. Its product is annotated as expressed protein. The record is from RefSeq and is a predicted model, not a curated record. NCBI's taxonomy places the organism in Eukaryota, Pelagophyceae, Pelagomonadales, Pelagomonadaceae. The coding region runs from base 109 to 849 and encodes 246 amino acids. The transcript has a single exon.